UCGAGAGAGGACGUCGCGACCAAGAAGAGGGGCCCCUUUCAAGAGGACGACAAUUCUUCGCCGGACUUCUCCCAUCUCCAGCAGCAAGGUCGAGUUGACUUCACUCAAUUCCUUCCCUGUAGACUCACCGUUCUCAUCAAGCUUCCACCAGGUUUGGAAGAUCCCUUCAAUUUCUUCACUUUCAUCCCAUUGCUGCAGUCUUCGAGAGAGGACGUCGCGACCAAGAAGAGGGGCCCCUUUCAAGAGGACGACAAUUCUUCGCCGGACUUCUCCCAUCUCCAGCAGCAAAGUUUCCUUUCACUUUUUUUCCCCAAAUUUCCUUUUUUCCUUUUUUUUGAGUUUGUGUUUUCAUGUUUGUGUAUUUUU
This is a messenger RNA of Darwinula stevensoni, 366 nucleotides long. The record is from the annotation of a GenBank genome assembly. Lineage: Eukaryota; Metazoa; Arthropoda; Ostracoda; Podocopida; Darwinulidae.